Molecule: messenger RNA, 2780 nt
Organism: Limulus polyphemus (Atlantic horseshoe crab)
Lineage: Eukaryota; Metazoa; Arthropoda; Merostomata; Xiphosura; Limulidae
Exons: 2
Coding region: 468-2318 (616 amino acids)
Source: RefSeq, a predicted model, not a curated record
AAGAGUUGGUUGUAAGGAGUGAGGGGAGGACAUAUUAUCUUGAGUUGUUAUAAUUUAUUAUUUCUAUAAAAGAGGUGACGGAUCAUCCCCCAAGUUCGCCUUGAUAAGCCUCACUGUACAAACCUGACCGUCGACUUCCUUGGGUCGCUGCCAAACAAGUUGCUUAGUAUUCCUCGUUAAGCCUAAAGGCCGUGACGAAGCCUUGCCGCAUCCCAGUUGCGGGGUGGCCUCGGUUUUUACGACAGUUCAGGCGAUGAUUGGAUGCCACAGGACCGGUAUGUAAGGUGUGUGCAUGUUUUGACAAGGAACAGGUAGUACAAGUUAUAUGCCUAGCGGCAAAGUUCUUGCUCUGUCCCAGAAGGGUUACAAAAACGAAGUAGGACUCCUGGAGACUCAAGGCCUCUUCUCCUGGUGUAUAAAUACUUCCGUGAAAUAAAACGUUCGUGUGUUUGGACGUUUAGCUAGCCAUGGCCUUUCGUGUCAUUAAGCGGAAGGACAUCAAGAAACAGUCCUAUUACGUGUGGUUCCUAGGGGCCAAAGAGAGUAAGGGGUUAAGAGGCGAGGAGUAUAUUCAACCAGUUCUCAGCUACUUGUUGGAUAAAGAACGCGAACUGGAACCCAUGAAAGUGACCCUUCAAGUCAGCAACAAAGGGAUAAAGAUUAUACAGAACGUGCCGAGAAAGAACAAUAAAGGUAAGACAGAACAAAUCAAACACUUCAUUCCUCAUCACGCCAUCACGUGUGUUGUCCAGGAAGACAAGCCGGACGACGACAUUGUGUGUGCCAUUCUGCUUUUGUAUAACCCACUGACCAAAUGUCCCGUUCACGUGCACGCUUAUCGGUGCGAUAGUGUGGAAACGGCCACCACGCUCAGGAGUCAGCUGCAGACCCUCAUAGAUCGUCCAGAAAAUCAGAAAAAGUUCAGAGAAAUUGAGAAUCGGCUAGCGGUCAAAGGCCUCCUGCCCUCUCGGAGACUGAACUCUGAUGGCCGCAGUACACACACUGACGGAUCAGACCCACUGGACGACUCUUUCGGGUCUGACACCGAGCUUCCUGCCCGUAAGGAUCACGUUGCAAACCUGUACGAUUCACUGGCUGCUGAACUUCGCGAACGACUGAAUAACCCAAAUAACUGUCCGAUUUUGUUACCUCCCAAAGACUACGAAACUGCUUCCAGACAUGGGGAAACCGAACAAAGGAAAAAUUUGCAAACUCGUAAUGUUGGCUUACAGAGACGUCCUCGAUCUGCUAAUGGAAGACUUGCGAAGCCAAAGGAAUCGAGUUCCAGUGGAAAAUCCAGUGGAAUUGGUUCUGACGAAGCUCUGAGCUCCGCUAUUCAGGAAGUGACGUCUCAUCCGGAUUUCGAGAGUAAAGAAGUUGACCCAGACACCAGUUCAGAUGAGGAGGAUUGGCCAGAAAGAGAGACGCUUGUUGAAGAUGAACAAAACUGGAGACGAGAUAUUCCUCGCUAUCGCCCCCGCUCACCUUCUCCCACCAUUAAAGCCCCUCCACCAAUCUUGCCUACCUAUUCUGACAGCCGACCUUUACCUAUGGUUGUUGAUAAAAGCAACAGUAAACUAGAUAAAUUUAAGAAUGAUCAGGAAAGGGUGAAGGAACCUACUUACAGAGGCUGGAAAGAUAAUUCGGUACCUUUCUCGUAUCACUUACCGCAGGUAUCCGAUUUAAAUAAUCGUUUCAAUAGAGGUCUCUCGUUGGAUAACAAAGCGAGAAAUUCUUUACAAGAAUAUAAUGAAAGGAGCGAGAUGUAUAAAAGAAACAAGAUCACAGAAGUGCCUCCUUCUGAACCGAAAGCAUAUCGUUCAUCAUCACAAUCAAAUAUCCAGGCCUUGAAUCGAACCCCUUCUCCUCCACCAACUAGACAUGUAUCUGGGCAUCAUUCUUUUGAGAUAUCGAAACAACGUAGUCAACCAGAAAUUGAGAGGGAUCGUCCUUACAUGUACGAUAGUCGUUUGGCUAAAUUUCUAACUGAACAACCAAACGAACGACCAAACCGGCCACUGGAGUACAGUAGACGAAUGGAGAGAUCAUAUCACGUGCGGCCAAGCCGUUCUGCUGACCCUAUAUCUGCCAGUCCUGAACACGCUUCGUCCAGAAGACCUCAAUCUCCUGAAUCGUAUCCAGACCGACCUGCUAGGCGACCCGUUGAGAGAUAUAUCGAUAAACGUCGCUCUCAAGCAGGCUUGCUCAUAGACGAGCAGAAAAGACGUGGAUACUUUGAUCUUCCAGUCAACACGAGGGAUUAUCGACACAGUUUUGCAGAAUCAGCCCAUCACAGAGUUCCUCUGAACUACAGUUAAUAAGGAAUUACUGACACAGUCUUGGAUAAACAGCACAUCACAGAGUUAUUUUGAACUAUAGAUAUUGAGGUAUUACACAAUCUAGCAGAACCAGUUUCUCUGAACAACAGAUAUUGAGGAAUUAAAUACACAGUUUCGUAGAACUAUCACAUCACAGAGUUCCUUGAACAACAGAUAUUGAGGAAUUAGAGACACAGUUUCGUAGAACUAUCACAUCACAGAGUUUCUCUGAACAACGGAUAUUGAGGAAUUAAAUACACAGUUUCGUAGAACUAUCACAUCACAGAGUUUCUCUGAACAACAGAUAUUGAGGAAUUAGAGACACAGUUUCGUGGAACUAUCACAUCACAGAGUUCCUCUGAACAACAGAUAUUGAGGAAUUAAAUACACAAUUUCGUAAAACCAGCACAUCACAGAGUUUUUCUGAACAACAGAUAUUAAAAUCUGAUUGCUACAAGGAUG